Messenger RNA from Pyrenophora tritici-repentis Pt-1C-BFP, 303 nucleotides. Lineage: Eukaryota; Fungi; Ascomycota; Dothideomycetes; Pleosporales; Pleosporaceae. The record is from RefSeq and is a predicted model, not a curated record.
AUGGCAGCACUGAAAUCCACCACCAUGGUUAGCGCCUCUUUGCAACAGCCUACGCACCGGCUUGCAUGGGAGUUGACGUGGAAUUACCCCAUGAUGGAGAACCACAUCUGCCCACAUUCAUCGAAGACCACCGAACGAACCCUCCCCUCCACCUCCACAGACCAUAACGGUACCAGGCUGUGGAUGAUGGUGACAUUGAUACCAUGCGAGACGAACCUUGUCCAUGACGUCUUGCAGGGACUCCAUGACAACAGCACGCUCAUGACGACGGCAUGCUCCUUGCCUGUCAGCGAUACUUACUAG